Molecule: messenger RNA, 2806 nt
Organism: Morone saxatilis (striped sea-bass)
Lineage: Eukaryota; Metazoa; Chordata; Actinopteri; Moronidae
Product: WD40 repeat-containing protein SMU1-like
Exons: 12
Coding region: 61-1590 (509 amino acids)
Biological process (GO): mRNA splicing, via spliceosome
Cellular component (GO): precatalytic spliceosome
Molecular function (GO): protein binding
Source: RefSeq, a predicted model, not a curated record
CAGAGCCGGAGCCGCCACACUGUUUAGUCCGGUGCUGCAACAGCAGGAGGCAACAUCAGCAUGGCUGCGGAGAUGGAGCCCUCGGACGUGAUCCGCCUGAUAAUGCAGUACCUCAAGGAGAACAACCUCUACCGAACACUGACUACCUUACAGGAGGAAACCACCGUCUCACUCAACACAGUGGAAAGCAUCGACAGUUUCAUUGCUGAUAUAAAGAGCGGCCACUGGGACUCUGUCCUGCUGGCUAUUGAGUCCCUCAAGUUGCCCGACAACACGCUUAUUGACCUUUACGAGCAGGUUGUAAUGGAGCUCAUUGAGAUGAGGGAGGUGGGAGCAGCUCGCUCACUUCUCAAACAAACUGACCCCAUGAUCAUGUUGAAGCAGACGCAGCCAGAGAGGUACAACCAUUUGGAGAACCUGCUAACGUGCUCCUACUUUGACCCUCGCGAGGCGUACCCAAAAGGCAGCAGCAAGGAGAAGCGGCGCAGGGCAAUAGCCGAGGCGCUGGUGAGAGAGGUCAGUGUGGUUCCCCCUUCUCGCCUCAUGGGUCUUCUGGAACAAUCUAUGAGACUGCAGCAGUAUCCAGAUAAUCUCUCCCCCGACAUGACCAUCGACACGCCUGGCAACAAGGAGAGACAUGUAGAGAAAGAGAGCUUCCCAACCCAGCUGUACCGCCACAUCAAGUUUGGACGACGGUCACAUGUGGAGUGUGCCCGUUUCUCUCCUGAUGGCAAGUACUUAAUCACUGGAUCGGUGGAUGGGUUCAUUGAGGUCUGGAACUUUAACACUGGAAAAAUUAGUAAGGAUUUAAAGUAUCAGGCCCAAGACAGCUUCAUGAUGAUGGAUGAUGCUGUGCUGUGUAUGUGCUUCAGUCAGGAUACAGAUCUACUGGCAACUGGAGCUCAGAAUGGGAAAAUAAAGGUGUGGAAGAUCCAGAGUGGCUUGUGUCUGCGAAGGUUUGAGCAUGCCCACAACAAAGGUGUGACCUGCCUGAGCUUCUCCAAGGACAGCAACCAGAUCCUUAGUGCCUCCUUUAACCAGACCAUCAGAAUCCACGAAUUGAGGUCAGGAAAGACACUAAAGGAGUUAAACGGCCAUUCAUCGUUUGUAAAUGAUGCAUCUUUCACUGAGGAUGGAUUUCACAUCAUCAGUGGCUCAUCUGAUGGAACAGUUAAGAUUUGGAACACAAAAACCUGCGAAUGCAUCCACACUUUCAAAUCUCUGUCCCGGACAUCGGAGGUCCCCGUCAACAAUGUGAUUCCUCUACCCCAAAAUCCCGAGCACUUUGUGAUUUGUAACCACUCCAACACAGUGGUCAUCAUGAACAUGCACGGUCAGACCAUGAAGACUUUCAGCUCAGAUAAAAAGGAAGGAGCCAACUUUGUGUGUUGUACCCUGUCACCCCGCGGGGAGUGGAUUUACUGUGUGGGAGAAGACUUAGUGCUGUACUGCUUCAACUAUACAACAGGAAGGCUGCAGAAAACGCUGACCGUUCACGAGAAAGAGGUAAUUGGCAUCGCUCACCACCCACAUGAGAAUCUGAUUGCCACAUACAGCGAGGACGGCCUCCUAAGGCUAUGGAAGCCUUAAACUUCAUCCUAAUACGGAGGACCCAGAGAGCCUUACGUGUGGUUAUAAAGCAAUUCAUUCAUUUCUAUGUAAUAAAAAAGAGAUGGGUUAAUACAACUUUACAAAUGGAUACAUUAAGCCAUCAGUUAACGAUAAACCAGUUAAUUGAUUAAGAGAACGAUCUCACCACAAGGUCCAUUAAGUAGCUUUAGUUCAUGAUCUUCAUCGGCAGAUAGAUUUUUCCAGUUGUCAUGGAAUUGUGUUGGUUUUUUUUCCUUGUGCACUUUAAGGUUUUCUUGUCAAUGGUGUAGAAAACUGCAGUUUAGAAUAACAACUGAUUACAACAGUCAGUGUUAAGAAGAAUAAAUAAGAAUUCACUUGAGAAGAAUAAACUUGGACCUCAGCAAUCGAUAUUUUUAAAUGAACUUAUGUAUUAUGUAAUUCCUGCCAAUCAUUUCAAUAUGUCAACAGGUAAAGGUGAUAGCCAAUGCAAGUGUUUGUUAUAUAAAGGAACUGUCAAUAUUUUAUAUUUUCUUAUUAAUCCCAUGAGAAGACCACAUAAUUGACUUUGCUGAAGAUGUAAAUCUUCACUUUGGUCACAAACCAAUAUAUAGUUUUAUUUUCUUUUUGAGAAAAAGGUAAACAACUUGCUAAAAGGUCUGGGCAUUGCAGUUUUUACUGAAUGUUGGUACUUGUUGGUACUUGUAUUAUACCAAAACCAAUACUUGCAGUAUUGGUUUUGGUAUAAUACACACAUAUUUGUAAAUUCAUUAUCUAUUUUUUAAUAUUUGUUUUAUUUAAUUAGUGAUUAACUUUCUUUGCUUUAUGAACUUCUGUAGGACUUUCUAGGUCCUCCAUACUGUACACGCACUUCCUCAUGGAUUCACCAGUGCAGUUUGAAUCCCCAUUUUCAUCUCUUCUGUCUUUAUUAGACAUGAAAAUGCAUGAUGGUAAACUGUCGUGAAAAUAUUUAUAAUAAAAAUGGCCUCUUGUUUGGGCAUAAACAAACAAUAUCAGGUAUAUCAUUUGUCAGCUUUGGUUUAUAAUAAUACUUUUGUAUCUUUGAUUGAAUGAUUAUGGUUCAAAUGUUUAAUGAUUUGUUUUGUCCUGUAUGUCCCCUGCAUGCUACCUCAGUACACUGUCUAAAUGUGGCUCUACAAUAAUUUUAGUACUCCUUAAGAAUAUGCAUGGUGACUAAAGACAAACCUCAGUUGAGCUCCAGUGACAUUCUGUAUAC